Molecule: messenger RNA, 561 nt
Organism: Ostertagia ostertagi
Lineage: Eukaryota; Metazoa; Nematoda; Chromadorea; Rhabditida; Trichostrongylidae
Source: the annotation of a GenBank genome assembly
AUGGUCACCCGCCGCCUGGUGUUGCGCCCACCGCGGGACAGCGAUCUCGACAUCCUGCUGGCCCUCUACGCCGACCCGGCCGUGAACCGCUUCUGCGCCGCCGCGACGCCGCAUGGCCGCGAGGCGACCGAGGUGCAGCUGCAGGCCUGGAUCAAGCACUGGCAGACCCGCGGCUUCGGCCACUGGGCGAUUGCCGAGCGCGAACGGCCGGACACGCUGAUCGGCUUCGGCGGCCUGAUGCACCGCAGCGUCGCGGGCCAUGCCGGCCUCUACCUCUACUACCGCAUCACGCCGCAGGCCUGGGGCCGCGGCCUGGCGUCGGAGAUGGCGCUGUACGCGAUGGAUCAGGCCUUCGAUCAGCGUCAUGAGAGCGCCGUCGUCGCGGCGGUGCUGCCCAACAACGCUCCCACGCGCAAGACGCUGGAAGGCCUGGGCCUGCGCAUGAAGGGCACGUUGGCCGACGGCCCCGGCAGCGCCGCUGCCUUGCUGUAUGAGCUGACCGGCGACCGCUGGGCCAGCCUGCCGCGCGGCGAGCCGGAAGCGAUCGCCUUCGCGGCUUAG